This is a messenger RNA of Chilo suppressalis (striped riceborer), 2372 nucleotides long. The record is from the annotation of a GenBank genome assembly. NCBI's taxonomy places the organism in Eukaryota, Metazoa, Arthropoda, Insecta, Lepidoptera, Crambidae.
AAUUCUGGAAAAUGUAGUAGUCUGUAGGGGCAAAGUCUGGUGAGUACGGUGGAUGACGAAGAACUUCCAACUACAGCUCUUGUGACUCGGAGACCGUCUGCUAUGCAGUAUGAAGUCGCGCGCUGUCGUGCAGUAGCAGCGGAGCCGAACGAUUGACCAAAGCUUGUUGGAGAUAUGGGAGCUUCUCCAUCAUUGUGUUCAGUUCUUCACAGUACACAUGUGCAGUAUAACUCAUCCCGUUUAGUAAGAAGCCGUGAUGAAUGCACCGGCGCUAGAGCACUAAACAGUGAUCAUCAAUUUUUAGGGGUCAGUUUUCGUUUGGGGCAUUGCUUAGGUGCUGAACCAGGAUCUAACCAACUUGCUGAGCGGUUGCUAUAUUUGACAAUAAAUAGAAUCCAUUUUUUUCAUCCCAAGUAACAAUGCGAUUGAAUAUGACUUCGUUUGCGUGCCUGUUUAGCAGUGCAAGGCUCGACUCGACGCGUACUUCGCCAAUUUGACGCAAAUGGACCCAAAUUGUUUUGAUGGAAAGCUGUUGCUAAUUCAGCUGUAGAUUGAGAAUCAUCAGCUUCCACAGUCUCCUUUAAUUCGUCAUUGUUGACUAAAGUUUUUGAUCGCGCAUGGGAUUCAUUUCUUACGUCGAAAUUUCCAGAACGGAUGCGGGCAAACCAAUAACGGGUGGUGCGAUCGUUAGUAGUGUUCGCUCCGUAUACGUCGUUGAUGUUGCGUGCCGCUUCUGCAGCGUUGCUGCCACGAAGAUACUCAUACUCCAUAAUCACUCGAAUUUUUAACGUAUCUAACUACAACAUUAUUAAUUUGUAAAUUUUUAAAAUAAAAAUUUCUGGGAUUAAAAAUUCUUAGUGAAAUUAAUAAAAUGGACUACAAAUAUCCAGUAGAACGACAAUUUCAUAGGUAAAGACCUAUUAUGAAACUUCUUUAAAAAUCCAUUGAAGUUUUGGAUUUAAAUCUUUCUUUUUUAGUACAUUGGUGAUAAGACAAACAUUUUCAAUUUCAUAAUCCUGUUGGUGGAACUGUACUGUAGUUUUAAUUGUUUUCCCGCAGUUAUUCAGAUUGCCACAUCUGCGGAUAUGGUUCAGGAUAGGCGUCGCGCGAGUGAAACCCCCUGGUAUAUCGAGCAUAUGCUGGAUAUCAGGCGGGUCACACGCAUGUUUGCCACCCUUUUCACAUACAAAAAAGAGGAGAAUUCUGAGCGUGCACCGCUGGUGGCGCAGAAAAUUGACUCGUUAGCCAAGCUGUUGUUCAACAAGUCGCUGAUAGGCACCGGAUCUGGCAAGUCUUCGCCUUCGGAGCCACCGGCAUCGCCCAGGGUUGAACGUUCCAUGGAGAGUUCGGCAGCGCUGGCUAUUUGCACAGAAUAUUUAUCGCAGACAUCAAGAUAUGACUUGAUAUCUCAGCUCGGCGCCAUCGGAUCGCGUCCCAAUAAGCACUGGUUUGCAAUACACGACAAUUCCAUCAAAACUGAUAGACUCCUCACUUUGAUGCCGUUGACGAGCAAGUGUCCAGUAGAAGCGAGCGAUCGCUCCCGCGGCCUCAUCAUGGAGCUGUUUCGAGCACUGCAUCACCCAUAUAUCUAUCCUGUCUUGGACUUAGAACUGUGCAACGGACACGCCUUGACAGUUCUCCCGUUCAACGCAAGAGGAACCUUGAAAGAUCUUAUUUAUAAGAGUACAUGGAACGAGGAAUACAGCCGCAAGUACGGCUCGGGCUGCGGCCAGGGGCUGCCGGCGUGGCAGGUGGCCCGCUUCGGCCGCCAGAUGCUGGAAGGACUUAUGUUCCUCAAGGAGAAGGGGUUCCCGCCCUUCAGGCAUCUACACUCGGGGAACGUGGUCGUGCAGAACGGAGUGGCGAGGAUAUGUGGGUUAGAGAACACUCUAGUAGGCGCCGCUCCUCGCUGGGCGGUGUCUUUGACUGCGAGCAGCGACACCGUAGAAGCAGUUACUUUAGGCGGCGUCCUUUACGAGAUGUGCGCUGCCGCCCCGCUCGACCUCGCGCGCCUGCACUCGCUCGCCGCCUACCCGCACGUGGUCGAAAUAAUAGAGCAAAUCUUCGGACCCCGAACGCCCACCUUGCACGAGCUUCUAUUGUGCGAGUUGUUUCGGAAAAUCGACCUACGAGAGAUGAAAGGAUCCUGUUUACCGAACUUCAGUCAGCGGCUGUCUCGCUCUUGCCUGUCGCUGCUGGGUGAGGUGGCGCGCCGCCAGCCCUCCUCCCCGCGACGCUCCGGGCCCGCCUCGCCCGCCACGCCGCCCGCAAGGAGAAGGCAUUUCCCGUUAGACCAAGACUACACGGAAGAAUGGCAGUGGUGAUAGAAUAGAACAUUAAACUUAUUUAAAAAAAAAACAAAUGCAAGGAAC